This is a messenger RNA of Diaporthe batatas, 1949 nucleotides long. RefSeq lists its product as uncharacterized. The coding region runs from base 440 to 1558 and encodes 372 amino acids. The transcript has 3 exons. The record is from RefSeq and is a predicted model, not a curated record. Gene Ontology annotation, molecular function: nucleotide binding. NCBI's taxonomy places the organism in Eukaryota, Fungi, Ascomycota, Sordariomycetes, Diaporthales, Diaporthaceae.
AGGUCCUUAAGGAGGUGAACAAUGAUGAAAUUCAAGCCUCGUCCGUCAUCUCUACAUACACGUCUGGAGAAACUAAACGACACUAGACCCGCGGGUUGAAGCGAUGGAAUUCGCGAGACCGGCCACGGCUUGAACACUCCUAACCCUUGCUUCCUAGACAUCCCUCCUGGUGUCUCCCAAACAGGAAACUCCGGCCGGAUCGAACCUCGAUCUUCACAAGCUGCCCCGUGAGGGGCAACAACAGUCGGCGCUACCACGUCGGCCUCUAGCCCAGUAUCACGACCUCUGAACUUGUAUAUUAAGGGCUUUCAGCUCUUAUUAGCCGCCAAGAUGGGCACCUCCCGUCGCUGCGGGAUAUCUUGACGUCACUCUGAACCUCUACACUGCCAUCGCCGCAAUCAUCUGACCUCUAGUAGCUUAAGCUACUAACUCGCAUAACAUGGCCGACAGCGACAGCGUCUUCAAUAUCUCUAUUGUUGGCUAUGGACUCUCAGCCAAGGUCUUCCAUAUUCCUUUCGUGCUCGCAACAAAAGGAUUGCGGUUGCACUCCAUUGUCCAGAGAAAGCCCUCGGAAGGCAACUCCGCGCCCAGCGACCACCCGGAGGCCAAGCAUUACACCUCGUUUGACCAGGCCCUACAAGAUUCGGAUAUCGACAUCAUAGUCCUGUCCACCCCGCCGAACACCCACUUCGACCAGACCAAGCGAGCCAUCGAAGCUGGAAAGCACGUCCUCACCGAGAAACCAUUCGUCCCGACCUCAGCGGAAGCAGAGGAGCUGGUCAGACUGGCAAAAGAGAAGGGCAAGCUGCUAUGCGUCUACCAGAACAGGCGCUGGGACGCCGACUUCCUGACCGUACAACACCUCUUGCAGGAGGGUAAACUCGGCCGAAUCUACGAGUUUGAAACUCACUUCGACCGCUACAGGCCCGACGGCCCAAGAUCGUGGAAAAGCACACUGACUAUGGCCGACGGUAACGGCCCCAUCUUUGAUCUGGGCACCCACCUGCUCGAUCAGGUCUUCGUACUCUUCGGCAAGCCGACUGCAGCCUACGGCAAGUUCAUGAACCAGCGCGAGGGCAGGCUCGUCUCCGGAGCCAAUGGCCCAGAAGAUGAGCCUGACAGUAUCCACGCCACCCUCACCUAUGCCGACAAGGGCUUGCUCGUGCACAUGCGAAUAGGGGUGCUCAGCGCCGAAAGCAAGCAGCCGCGGUUCUGGGUGCGCGGCUCCAAGGGCAGCUACCACAAGACAGGACUUGAUCCUCAAGAGCCUCAGCUCAUCGGCGGCAUGAAGAUCAGCGACAAGGGCUUCGGCGUCGAUGGUGCUGCGUACAAUGGUACCAUCGACAUGGUCCAGGAGGACGGCUCGGUCCAAGAUUACACCUUCCCUAACAUCGAACCUCAGACGUAUCUGAGGUUUUACGAGCUUCUGGCAGCCGCUCUGGCAUCUGGGAAGCAGGAAGAUCUACCUGUCCCAGCCCAGGAGGCGGCAGAAGUGCUGAAGAUUGUAGAGGCCAUCAAGGAAAGUGCCCGCUCUGGGAAAGAGAUCCCCGUGGCUUGAAAGUCACUGCUGGAACUCCUUGGAAGAAGGACCGGAUGGCCUUGAAUGUAUGCUCACCUAUGCAAAUGUGCAAGAGGUUGACUUGGUUCACAUAUCUGCAGCCCUGGAAUGCUUGUAGACUGGUUUUGAUAGGGGGUGGCACUACUCAAAUGGAAAGCCGGUCGCCACCGACCUGAGAUUGUGAGGACCGGAAAUGCUGCACAAGUCCGAAGGCUUUCUUUCUUAGCAUAUCAUAAACAUGACGAGAGGACGCCAUGAGGGUGACUGAUUAAACGCUAACUUAGAAGCUUGAGUUGCAGGCAGUAACAUCAUGUGGCUCUCUAUUAAAUUCAUAUAAAGUUAAAUCCUUUUAGCUAUAUAGUAGGGAUAUAAUAAUAAAUAUAUAAUAAAG